CAUCUGCUUCGCGGUUUUAACAUAUUCAGUUAAUCAGCGUAAUUGGCGAAUUUGAAUGGAACGAGGUAAGAUAGUGGCUGAAAGGUUGUUCCACACCGUCUCUACUUCAUUCAAUUUGGAAAAUGGCUAAAGAAUACAUGGACACCAUAACGGCGAAUACUGGUUUGAACUAUCAAUGACUAAAAACAUUAUCUUUAUCAAUUUUAUUUGAUUAGAAGAAAAAAUCGAGUUUUAACGGUGCGAUUAAACCAGUUGAAAAUGAAUGGAAUAGAAAAUAACGAACAUUAUAUGGUAAUAAUUGCAAGAGCAAUAGCAUGAUUUGUUUCUAUCGCAAGGUUUAUGCUAAUUAAUGCAGAACCGGUUCUAUACAUCUGCCUUCACUGCGCUACGGUGUAAAGUUAUUCCAGUUCGAACUGUCAUUGCGUGAGUUGAAUGGUGAAGUUUGAGGUUAUGUGCUCGUGUCACGCAGCGUUUGACAGUUCAACAGCAAACGACGCCUCCUGCAACUCAUAUCGAUUCAGUCAAAUGAAACACCGUCAUUAUUUGUGAGCGUCUCAAAACAUUAAAUUCCGUGUAAAUUAAGUGCUGCAAUCAAAUCCAUUGGGGUUUUGUUAUUCAUCCAUUUCGAUUGGAUACUUCAUCCUCAGAAAGUGACGAACAAUUUCUAGUGGUUGCCUGAAAAAUACAAUGGAGGAAAGCAUAGCCGAACAGUCACCGACAACGGUAUCGACGCGUAAGCGAAAGCGUCUUGACCCGAUGGAAAUGUGUCAACAGCUUUACGAUUCGUUGAGAGCCGUGAAAAAAUCGGACGGAACAAUGCUUUGUGACACAUUUGUACGUGCACCAAAACGGCGCCAAGAGCCAUCAUACUAUGAUGUAGUUGACAAUCCAAUUGAUUUGUUGCGAGUUCAACAAAAACUAAAAACCGAAAAUUAUGAGGAUGUCGAAGAGCUAACCACCGACUUGGAGUUGUUGGUGAAUAAUUCGAAAGCAUUUUACAAACCUGACUCCAGUGAAUAUCAAGACGCGUGCUUACUUUGGGACACAUAUCAACAGAAUAAGGUUAAAUUGAUCGAGUCGAAUGUUGGCGACGAUGAGCCAAACAGCAAGGUGAAGAAGAUCGGACGGCCAAGAAAGUCGGCACUCGACAACGACGAUGCAUCGGAAACAUCCUCAAAGGCAGCCGAUGAUGAUAUUGAAAAUUAUGAAGAACUAUUUGCGUCGGUUAUGACGGCAACCGACGACAACAGCCGCCCAUUGAAUUUGAUGUUCCAAUUGUUGCCUUCGAAACGUGAAUAUCCUGAUUACUAUGACAUCAUUGAGCAUCCAAUCGAUUUGAAAUUCAUUGCAACGAAAAUUCAAACCAACGCCUACAUUACACUGGCCGAUAUGGAGAAGGAUUUGCUGCAAAUGACAAAGAAUGCAUGCAUAUUCAAUGAACCCGGUUCACAGAUCUAUAAAGAUGCAAAAACAUUGAAGAAGAUUUUCAUAGCAAAGCGCGCUGACAUUGAGUCGGGAAAGUGCAAGCCACGUGAGAGUAAAACACGAAAACGUGGCCAGAGUCUGAGCGCAAUGGUUGCUGCCCUGAAGGAACCGGUUGAAGACUCUGAAGAUGAGAAUGACGAUAACAUGGAAACCGAAGGCGAUGGCCCACUCUGGCAACUCUUCGAUCAACUCUACAAUGCACCCAAUGCAUCAGAUCAUCCUAAUGCCUCAGGAGCACCGCUCGGCGAAUCGCUGUGGAAAUUGCCAAAUCGACGAUUCCACCCGGAAUACUAUUUCACCAUCACCAAACCGAUUUCCAUGGCGCAAAUUCGAAACAAAUUGAAAAAGGCUGAAUACGCGAAUAUCACUGAUCUAACGGCCGAUUUGUAUUUGAUGAUUGAUAAUGCUAAGAAAGCGUUCCCCGUCACGCAUAAGGUGCACCGUGAUGCGGUGAAAAUGCUGAAAAUUCUUAAUCAGAAACUGGUGGAUGUGUCAGGCGACGAGGACAGCGAUGACGACGAAGAAGAAUCGACCACAAACUCGUCAACUCAAUCUGUUACCAAGAAGAAACCAAAACCAAAGGUCACGUCAACAUCGCCAGCCACCUCAUCGAUAAAUGUUUCCACAAGUUCACCGAAUAUCAACACGGGCAACAGUCCAAAGUGUAAAUUCCCAAACAAUCCGAUGCUCAAGAAAAAACUGCUCAAUUUGCAGAAAUUCUUGUCCGAAUAUACGCUUGACGGAAGACGACCAAUGACUCUGUUCAUGGAAAAGCCAUCAAAGAGACAGUAUCCCGAUUACUAUGACAUUAUUCAACAUCCAAUCGAUAUGAUGACCAUUCGAUACAACAUUGAAGCCGAUAAAUAUGGCACUCUGGAUGAUGUGGUCGGUGAUUUUCGCCUAAUGUUCGCCAACUGUCGCAAAUACAACGAGGAAGGAUCGCAAAUCUAUGAAGAUGCGAAUAUUUUGGAGCGAGCGCUCAAUGAAAAGCUCAAAGAAUUCUCUGGAAUCAAUGAUCGUCGGCUAAUACCGAAAAUAAUCAAGGGCGGUCGCAAGCAAAUAUCGCCAAUGGACGAAAAACUGCGACAAUUGUACGAUGCAAUUCGGGAUUAUCGUGAACCGAAGGCAAAUCGACAGUUGGCAUUGAUAUUCAUGAAAUUGCCAUCGAAAAGCGAUUAUCCUGAUUACUAUGACAUCAUCAAAAAUCCGGUUGACAUGGAGAAAAUCGCUCAUAAGCUCAGGCAACAAUUCUACGACAACAUCGACGAGAUAGCGGCUGAUUUUAUGUUGAUGUUCGAGAAUGCGUGCAAAUACAACGAGCCCGAUUCGCAAAUCUACAAGGAUGCCUUGCUUUUGCAACAAAUUUGUAUUCAAACGAAGCAGCAGUUGCGGGACGGCGAUGAUUCGGUGCCAGAUGUGCAACAGGCUAUCCAAGAGUUGCUUUUGUCGUUGUUCACCACAUUUUAUAAUCAUCAAGAUGAAGAAGGUCGUUGCUUCUCCGAUUCACUCGCCGAACUGCCCGAAUACGAUGAAGUCGAUGGCGGAAAAACGCGUGCAAUUUCGUUGGAUUUGAUUAAGCGUCGUUUGGAUAAAGGAUUGUACAAACGAUUGGAUACAUUCCAAGAAGAUGUGUUCACCUGUUUGGAUCGGGCUCGCCGAUUAUCGCGUACUGAUUCGCAAAUCUUCGAAGAUUCCAUUGAGCUACAAUCAUUUUUCAUUCGGAAACGUGAUGAAGUGUGCAAGGAUUUACUCACAUCACCAGCUCUCAGCUACACUGCCAUGCAUUUGAGUGCAUCGGUCGAGGCGAUAAGACAAACCAAACUUUUGCAAGAGGAACAAGAACAAGAAACGGAAAAUGAUAUGUCAAUGCACGGUGAAAGCAUGACCCAUGAUCAAAAAGUCUACUCGCCAGGAGAUUUUGCAUACUACGAUGUUCCGGAGAAUAAACUUCCUGGUGUACUCUACAUCGAACGAUUGUGGACCAACCAAGAAGGUAUUCAAAUGAUGUACGGCAACGUUUUCCUUCGACCAUUCGAAACGUUUCAUGUGACUAGUCGCAAAUUCCUCGAACAAGAACUAUUCAAAAGCGAUCAGCAUGAGGCAAUGCCGUUGAAUCGUCUGGGAAAUAAAUGCUUUGUCAUGAGUGCCAAAGAUUAUUUCAAGCUAAAGCCCGAUGGAUAUACAGAUAAGGAUAUUUUUGUGUGUGAAUCUCGUUACUCCACCAAAUUGCGAGCAUUCAAAAAGAUUAAGAAUUGGCCAUUCAUGAACAACACACCAUUGGUCACACGUGAAACUCCGCUCGAACCGAAACGAGUCAUGUCCGUGUUUAAGGAACGCGUUGAAAAGCACAAGGGCGAAUUGGCCGAAUUGCAACUGCAGGAGGCACUCGUUGAAAAAGAUAAACCGAAUGUUUUGGCCCUAUCACCUGCCUCAUCAGAUGAUGGCAACAACUAUUACGAACAGUACAACAUCGUUGGAAAUGGCGUAAUCAAAAGUGGUGACUUUGUAUAUGUUGCAACCGAUACGGGAAAACAAUCGAUCGCCCAAGUUCAGAGCAUUUGGGAUACAAAAGAUGGAAAGUCAUACAUCAAAGGGCCAUGGCUGUUUUUGCCGCCAGAAAUACCCGGAACAGCAAAUCGAUUCUUCUAUCGUCAAGAAUUGAUGCUUUCUACAACGCAAGACAUCAGUCCGACAAUUGCCGUUGUUGGUCGCUGCUCCGUUUUGGAAUACAAUGAGUAUAUUUCAGUACGUCCGACGGAAAUCCCAGAGAGUGACGUUUAUGUGUGCGAAUCAACUUACGACGAAGGUAAGAAGCAAAUCCGAAAAAAUGUGCAAGGCCAAGGUCUACGAAAAUUCACACACAGCCAACUCGUCACACCGGACGAAAUGUAUCAUUUCAAAAACAAGAUCACACCAAUCAAGGUGAGUGCAACCGAAAUAGCUGCUUUGGAGCAGGUCAAAGUGAACAAUGAUCCAGAUGUGAAGACGGAGAAUACGGAUGUGCUUGGACUGAAUGAAGAUUCAAUUGAUGUGCCUGAUCUGCCGUCAACGAGUGCCGAAGUGGCACCAGUAAUUACGUCGUCGGUGACCACAAACCUAAGCACACCGGUAUCGACGAAAAAACCAAAAUACAAAGGAAAGCUUGUGACUGGUUACAUCGUUUAUUCGAGUGAAGUGCGCAAAGAUCGUGCGGCAAAUAAUCCGGAUUGUUCAUUCGGUGACAUUUCGCGUAUGGUUGGAAAUGAAUGGCGAAAUAUGACGGCACAAGAGAAGCAAUAUUGGGAAGAGAAGGCAUCUCGAUCGAACGAAGAGAGUGCUGCUAGAUACGCCGAAGAGCACGGUUGCUCGAGCCCAGUUCCGCAGCCACAAACGUUCCAAUCAUUCUUAACUGCUGAUCCGGUGCCAAAUCAAGUGUUUGAAUGUUGCUGGGACACUUGCGACUAUCAAUUCGAAGAUCCAAUCGAUUGUGUUGAACAUUGCAUCUCCGAAGGGCACGGCCAUGUGAGCACGUAUUACAAAGAGCCACCACGAUCAAAAACUGGCGAAAUCGACUACACUUGCAUGUGGCGUAAUUGCAUCCGUAAAAUCAAGAAGAAUAUCAUCCCAUUCACGCAUUUGCAGCGUUUGCUCAAGCACGUCCGCGAAGUGCACAUCAUCAAAUGUGGCCGAAUUGUGAUGCCACACGACAGAAGCAAGAAUUUCGUUCCAUCGAAGAAGAAUCAGCCAGCUUCUGCUCCUCAGACGCCAACCGUCUCAAAUUCAAUUCCUUCGCCAGCUACAAACAACUCAGCCCUUGCUUCGCCAGUUCAACAGCAGCAGCAGCAGCAACAACAACAACAACAAGUUCAAACCGUUCAAAUUUUAUCAGCACCCGCCGCUGAACCUCUGUUCGUGACUGUUCCGCCAAGACCCCAACGUGUUUUACAUUCAGAAGCCUAUAUCAAGUAUAUUGAAAGCCUACAAAGUGAAACGCGUUUCAUCACGCCAUGGGAAAAAACACUGAAGGCCACACGCGAAACAACACCAGCAGUCGAUCCAUCCAAAUUGCCAAUGCACUGGCUUGGACCAAAAUCACCGGAAAAAUCCGCUGAUGCCAUUGAUGAACUAUGGAAGCUACGAAGCUACAUGAUGAAGGAUAUUGUGACAAUAAUCGAUCCAUCGAACUAUUAGAUCAUUUGAUUUCUUUUCCACAUUUAAUUCUUUUCAAAUGCUUUGACAUAUUUUUUUUCACCAUUUUUACACAUUUUUACGAAUUACUACGUUAGUAGUAUCAAACUGUUCAAUGGUUCGUCCUGAACCACACAUUUUUUCUCAAUUUUUUUGAAUCUUUUUUGUUGACAAUUUUGUAGGAAAGAAUAUUCAAUAAAAUAAAGCCUUGUCACAACAAUCAA
Messenger RNA from Sitodiplosis mosellana (orange wheat blossom midge), 5876 nucleotides. Its product is annotated as protein polybromo-1-like. Gene Ontology annotation, molecular function: protein binding; chromatin binding. The record is from RefSeq and is a predicted model, not a curated record. NCBI's taxonomy places the organism in Eukaryota, Metazoa, Arthropoda, Insecta, Diptera, Cecidomyiidae. The transcript has 17 exons. The coding region runs from base 688 to 5655 and encodes 1655 amino acids. Gene Ontology annotation, biological process: chromatin remodeling. Gene Ontology annotation, cellular component: RSC-type complex.